This is a messenger RNA of Lagenorhynchus albirostris (white-beaked dolphin), 1604 nucleotides long. It is a transcript of the gene CCDC200, whose product is annotated as coiled-coil domain containing 200. The record is from RefSeq and is a predicted model, not a curated record. The coding region runs from base 1 to 627 and encodes 208 amino acids. NCBI's taxonomy places the organism in Eukaryota, Metazoa, Chordata, Mammalia, Artiodactyla, Delphinidae. The transcript is spliced from 4 exons.
AUGGGCAGUGCGUACCACUGGGAGGCCAGUCGCCGGCAGAUGGCUUUGGGCCGGAGGAGGUGGCUGAUGGCCCAGCAGCAGCAGCAGCAAGAGCAGGAACUGAAGAAACUCCAAGAAGAGAAACGGCAAUCUGAAAAAAGAACCCAGCCAGCUCGGGAGUCGCCGCGGGAGUCGCCGCCACCGCCGGCGCCAUCACGGUCGCCACCCGCGCAGCCGCAGCCGCAGCCUCCGCAGGUACCCGAGCGGCCGCCGCCGCCGCCGCCUCAGCCAAAGCCACAAAAUGCCCAGGACCCUCUUACUGAGCGCACCUCCCGGUACAUUCUCCAGGAUUCCCAAAGGCCAGGCGCCCACAAGGACAGAUUCCAAGGACGGGUGAUGAACCCUCAAGGUGCAGUCAACGAACUACAUCCAGCAGUGGUGAUUCAGAGACAGACCCCCGAGACCCCACUGGCCGGCCAUCAGCAAACAUCAGAUGAGCAGCCCCGUCUUCCUACCUCCCAGCAGCAUCUCCACUUCAAAAGCCAAGCCCUCCUGAUCCACUCUGGCAGGGAGGCUGGCUGGGAAUCACGUGUGAUUUCUUCCCGCAAAGAAUCAAGAGACUGGCUGGGCUCCAGGAGACAGAGAUGAGGGGGAGGGGCCAGGAAGACCCACGAAGAGGAUGGAGAGGGUGCGAGAAGACAGUGGAGGGCAAUUCCAUGCUUCUCCAGGCAAAGCCAAUGGGAGAACUUGGCCUUGGGCCCCCAGCUCUACAGCUCCACUACUGGCCCUUAUUUAGCAGCGAUAUCACAGCCUGCUGGGGGCUCAGGUCUACGACUCUCACUGGAGCCACCAGCCCUUCCUCCUGGCCGAUGCUUAUUGAGAUGCACCUGGGGAAGCGUGGGUUGCAUCACACCAGAGCAGACCUGGGACCUGGGGCAGCAUCAGGAAGAAGUGGCACGCAGGGGCCUCCCCCAAGUCCAGUGUCGUGCCUGGUCCACGCACAGCUGAUUGACUCCAAUAUAAAUCCAUUACAUUUGGCGAACUCCACCCAGCGUGAGCUCCAGCCUGGCCCCCCGUGGACUUCCGUGCUCUUACCAGCACCACCUCGACGCCAGUUACCCAGGCGUGAAAGCGUGCGGACGGCACGAACUCCUUCCUUCCCCUCAUCCCCCCCGGCCGGCUCCUCACCAGGUUCUGGCCCCACGUGCCCUUCUCCGCCCUUCCUACUGCAAACUCAGCUUUCCCUGCUACUCAAGCUCACCUCUCUGCCUGUCUGAGUGACGGAAACCGGUAACCGCCUUUAGUGAGCAAACACAAUUCCUGCUCGCCUAAAGAACCUGGGGUUUGCCUGGGGCUUCUCAUCUGAGUGACAGCAAAGAGGCGACGGCCUGGAUCAGUCCCGACUGAUAGGCAGCUCCAUACUGUCAGCGCCCAAAGGAGAGCAGAGGCCUCUGGGAGCAGAGGGCGCCCUGGGACUAGGCUAGGGGUGCAGCGGGACCCAGCAGUCCGGCCUCACCUCUGCAGGUUUCAGCGGGAGGGCGGCUGCGCCCACCAUUUGACCUGCCUGUGUCCCCUCACGUGGGCUCAGGCUUGUGGCCUCCUUCAAUAAAAACCUUUUAAAAUGA